This is a messenger RNA of Necator americanus (New World hookworm), 483 nucleotides long. RefSeq lists its product as uncharacterized. The coding region runs from base 1 to 483 and encodes 160 amino acids. The transcript has a single exon. NCBI's taxonomy places the organism in Eukaryota, Metazoa, Nematoda, Chromadorea, Rhabditida, Ancylostomatidae. The record is from RefSeq and is a predicted model, not a curated record.
AUGCGACUAGCGUUUCUGGACUUUGAAGCCGCGCUCGACUCUCCUCACCGAGGCCGUCUUCUCAACGCGCUGAGCGCCGAUGGAGUACCAGGAAAGUUCGUUCGUUUGCUUGAUGACAUGAAUCAACGAACAACAGCUGCAGUUCGAACAUCAGCCGGAUGUACAACACCGUUUGAAGUGGUAACCGGAGUAAGACAAUGGGCGGUGGCAGGACCCUUCCUGUUCAAUUUCGCCAUCGACGACAUUAUGCGAAGAACAGUCGACCAGUGUCCUGCCGACAUUGUCUUAGCACCAUCUGAGUGCCCCUUGACUGAUCUCGAGUACACCGACGAUGUUGUUAUAUUCGCGGAAAGCAGUACGAAACUUCAACAUGUUGUCAACCUUGUAUCGAAGCAUGGACUACGCCUACGCCCUGUUAAAUGCAAGCAGAUUGGAUCUCUUCGAUACCAGGAACGGCAAUCAGGGUGGGCGGACAACGGAUAG